CCUUACUAAGUCCCGUGUGGGUUUGGGCUCGCAGCUCUACAACCACAUCCAUAGAGUCCUAUCGAAGAAGUGACAAGGAGAUAUGACAGACUCUGACAGACCUGACGUCAGCAAGUACCAAGUUCGUAGCCACUAUGUGGUACCUCCACGAACUAAGUAUCAGCAACAGCGACUCAGCAGGCGGACAGCAACUGCAGUACCGGCUACCACCAGGGCUCUUCCCGCAUGUCCGGUCCAAGAGGCCCACGAGCCGUUGUCUGCUUACCUUCAGCGGCUACAGGCAUUUACGGAUGCCGUCGCUACCGCUAAGGCACAACAGGAGGCAGCAGAGGCGGAACGUCAGCGGCUGGCCAAUGAGGCGGCAGCCCAAGCUCAGCAGACUGCUGAGGCUGACGCAGCAGCUCGAGACAGACGGAAUGCCCCCAGCACCGAGUCCCUGAUUCAAAAUGAGAAUCAGUGGACAACGCUACUCCAAGGCAUGAUCUUUGUGCCUACGGAAGCACAGGCGGAUCCGACACCGGCGGAGGUAGAGAGGAGUAACCUGGCUAACUUGAUGCUGGGCAUGAUGAGGGGAGUAAUGUGGAAUAACACACUGUUGCAGGCACACCUGCGCACGGAACGACAGCACAGACAGAAGCAGCAGCAAGACACUGUCACUUUAACAGCUGUCAUCCGCGCCGCAGCAACACAGCAGCAGCAACAGCAACAACUGUUGAACUCCACUCUCGCAUGCAUCAACAGCAUCGAGGCUAAGGCCUCCGCAGCACCAGGCUGCACGACAGACACGGCGAAGCAGCUUGAGGAGCGCAUCGACCAUGUCGUCACUACUAUCAGCGAAUUAGGUGAUUUCACUAGUCCGGCCACGAUCAGCAGCACGGUGGCCACCAUCGAGACGGACAUCACCAAACUGCAGACAAGACCGGACGCCGCUCCAAAGACAUACAAGAUGCCGCACUUCAACAUCAGCAAGUUUAACGACUACAACAAGACGGACGCCUUGACAUGGUGGCAAGGUUUCCUCACCGAAGCAUCCCGCCGCACUGUACCGGCUGAAGACAUGAUGAAGGCGCUCUACCUCCAACUGAUUGGAGGAGCACAGGCAUGGAUCAACCAUCUCGCGGCCAGCAAGAAAUGCACCAUCGCCGAACUCCACACACACAUUCCGUGGAAGGAGUUCGAGCAGCUGUGGUUCACUCGAUUCAUGGUCCGCAACGUUGUAAAGGCGGCCAUGAACGAGGUCUAUACCAGCUCACAGGGAAGCAUGCCAACUCGAGACUGGACGAUCAAGUGGCAGAAGAUAGUAACCACUCCAGGCUUCGAUUUGAGUUUUCCAAACCAACGGUCCGAAUUCUUUUCGCGAUCGUGCGCAGGACUGCGGUCGGCACUCGGCAACGAGUACGACUAUGCCUCAUUCCAGGCUAUUCUAGAUCGAGCAAACCUGGUCAUCCAAACGGAUGACGAGGCCGCCAACGGACGGCAGUCCCAACCGCACUAUGUGGCUAAGCCAGGCUAUCAACGACCGACACAUAACAAUGCCGUGAUUUCUGACGAAUCAGUCGAUCUCCACGCUCCAGCAGCAUCCUCGGGUGAUGGAGGAGUUGUCGCAGCGCUCUCGCCGAAGCAUCCCAAGAGAGUUCAAAAGAACAAGGCGACACAAGCGAUGACAUCGACGGGAACUGGGCAGCAACCAUGGACGACAUACAACAUAACCAAGGAAGUAUUUGACCUGCAUCAGCAGUACGAAUAUUGCCUAUGGUGCAAUAGUCUGGUGCCACCAUUAGACCAGCCUAGCCACGUGCACUUAGAUAGCGUAUGCGCAACCUGUACACCGUCGGCAAGAGAACCGGUCAGCUCGCCACUGAUUUCCGAGGACUCAACGGCGUGGUCAAGACUUGAGGAGCUUGACCCGCUCACGAGAGAGGACUUCGCUUGGAUGCAUCUACCCUCAACCGGAACCUUGCCAAGGCCGCAUUGUAACGCCUUGAUGGCAAAUCUACGCUCCUACUUGGACACUGCAAUACCAGCUCCGUUGACGGACGACGGAGUAGUGGUUGUCGAUCUCCGCUCCUAUCUUGCGAAGAUUGACCGCGAGUAUGCCACCCAAAGGUACGCCGAGACCGACGCGCCUUUGCUCUAUAUCCGCAUUCAAAUCGGAAAGGCAACUUGCAGUGCCUUGAUUGAUUGCGGAGCAUCUCGCAAUUUCAUGAGCCAAGCGUUUAUGGCCCGCGCAGGCCUUGGCCCGCGCGUUCGAAGGAAGACGCAACCUACGCAAGUGACACUCGUGGACGACCGCAUGCAAAAGUCGAUUGACCGAUGCAUUGACGACGUUCCGGUAUACUUUGCGCCCCUUGCGUGCAAGCCGGUGUCUUUUGAUAUCCUCGACACCAAGUUUGACAUGAUUCUAGGCAUGUCUUGGUUGCGUAGCGCCGAUCAUCUGGUGAACUUUCAUGACCGAACGGUUCACGUCCGUGAUCGGAACGGAGUGUUAGUCCCAUGUACGGUCGCGACCCCUCAUACUUCGAUUGCUUGUCAUGUGAUUUCCGUUGUGAGGAUUCGCGACGCCAUAGCUCGGAAUGACGUCGAGGAGAUGGGCCUUGUUUUCUUACACCCCUCGCCGGACGGACCAGCCGCGUCAUCGUCGGACCCACGUAUUAUCCACCUCUUAGACGGAUAUGGAGACGUUUUCGAGGCUCCCACCGGAACGGUUCUGGAUCGGCCCAUACGCCACGGGAUCACUCUCGAGGCUGGUGUCGUCCCUCCGCGUGGAUGCAUCUAUCGCAUGAGCGAAGAGGAACUCGAGGUGCUUCGCGCACAACUCGAUGACCUUCUCGACAAGGGCUGGAUUCGCCCUAGUUGUUCGCCAUACGAUGUGGACAGUACACCAUUUCAUGACCACUACAUUUAUCGCCAUCCAAAUGGGUAAGGGCAGUAAUUUUUUCUUUCCCCCCAAAUUAUACAAAGUGAGGAGUUAAGCCGCUGGCGUGCACCCCCUUUUACCUUGAUAUUUCAUUCAUUUUACUGUAUUCCUCUCCCCGUUCAUUCAUUGUUAUGCAGAGGGAUGUGUACUGUCGGGCUGAUAACAGCCCUCUCAAUGAAGCCUUCACUUUGUU
This is a messenger RNA of Chara braunii, 3110 nucleotides long. Lineage: Eukaryota; Viridiplantae; Streptophyta; Charophyceae; Charales; Characeae. The record is from the annotation of a GenBank genome assembly.